Messenger RNA from Mya arenaria, 4473 nucleotides. Its product is annotated as tetraspanin-4-like. The transcript is spliced from 9 exons. NCBI's taxonomy places the organism in Eukaryota, Metazoa, Mollusca, Bivalvia, Myida, Myidae. The record is from RefSeq and is a predicted model, not a curated record. The coding region runs from base 158 to 982 and encodes 274 amino acids. Gene Ontology annotation, cellular component: membrane.
AAAAUCAGUAUACAGUCUGUAAUUACUUCCGUGAGUAAUUUACCUUUACUGAAGAAGAGUUCCUGAUAUUCAAUUUCAGCAUUUAGUCAGUGUAAAAUCCAGUUAUUACCGGAUAAUAUAACAGGUACCUGUGAAGAGCUGCAUAACAGCUAGCAGAAUGGUGUCAAAGACAGCUUUGAAAGCUUUUAUGCUUAUCAUUAGUACAGUUUUAUUUCUUUGUGGAGCAAUAAUUAUGGGUAUCGGGAUCUGGGCAGUGGCAGACAAAAUAUUUAUAUCGGAUAUAGUUGGCAACUCGUUAUACAGAUCUGCAUCUUACAUUAUGGUUGUGGUUGGAGCCUGUAUCAUUAUGACAUCAUUUAUUGGAUGUACAGGAGCAGUACUGAACAAUAAGGGGCUGGUCUUCUUUUUUGUAUUAGUUAAUGGUCAGAUGUUUGUGCUGCUUAUGACAGCCGCUAUACUGGGAGCUGUGUUCAGGGACAAUAUUGAAGGAGAUCUUCAGGAGGACAUGAAGCGCGGUAUACGGAGCCAGUAUGGUACGAGUGUUGAGUACAGUGAGGAGAACCGUGACAUCACGCAAGCCUGGGACAUGCUUCAACAGAGGCUACGAUGCUGUGGUGUUGACAAUGAAGGAUGGGGAAUAUACCAAGAGUCAAACUGGUUUUAUCGCCAAUUUAAUGAGUUUGAGAAGAAGUUUGUCCCCCCAAGCUGCUGUGUGUACCAGGAGAGGCUGGGCCAGUACCUGAACUUGUUCAACUGUCAGUCGUUUGCCUACGGGCCACCACGGUUCAGGACGGGAGCACAGAAUGAUGCACUAUUUUAUCAGGGCUGUUUCUUUGCUGCUCGGGAGUUUGUUGUGGAACAGGCCAACAUUCUCUUGGGCAUUGGCUUCUCCUUCUGUGUGUUCCUGCUUACCGCAAUAGUCGUAGGUGUAAUGUUUAUUCUGAAACUUGGGGAGGAUAGCAGAGGUAGCUACGAAUACUAGACAAGCGUUGCGGACCAACCACUGGCUACCUACCAGAUUGGGUUCUGCUAUAUGACAUAUCAGGAACUGCAGCAAACAUAUCAGGACUAACCACUAUGCAUUCCCUCAUCGCUAAAUGGCAAGGUUCCAUGAUAGAAUCUGCACAAGACCAAGAAAAAGAACCAUUUGUUACAUUUUCAAUUAAAAUGACAGUCUAUGUUUGAUAUGUUCUCUAUGAGUGAAGUGAUUGGGUAAAAAUUCUUGAAAUAAAUGGAUUGAAACACUGUUAAGAAUAGGCUAGAUAAUUCUAUUUCAUUCCAUUGAUGUUUUUUUCAAAAAAGUGCAUUCAAACUUUAUUUGAAAUGAUGUACUAUAAUUCUUCUUGCCACAACAGUUUCCGACUUAAAAAGACUAAUAAUAAUAAGCAUGUCUGUGGGAUUUUCAUGCUCUUAGCAAAAUCAGUAAAAAUCAGUCCAUUACAUUGCCAUUAAGGAUUGCGAACAUAAAUGAUAAAACCUGAUAAAUAUUUAAUUAUUAUCAUAGUUUCUGUGGUGAAACAAACAAUGACAUAAACUACUAAUGAGUUUUCACCACAACUUCAUUCAGAAAGGGAAAUAAAAAAACACCAAAGAAAUAUUUUGAUUGCUCACUACAAAGUCAGUGGAUUUUGCCUUAAAUACCCUAAUACAUCAAGCAAUGAAGCACUUGAUUCCACUCAGGAAAUCCUACAUGAAUAUGCAUAUAACAAAAUUUCAAUAAAAUAUGCCGUAAACAUAUUUUUUUACUAAGACUUGCUCAUAUGUUUACAUGCUCAGUAUCUUUUAAUAAUAGUUUAAAAUGGUCUUUAUGUGAUGCAUUUCUUGGUGCCAUUUUGAAUUUCAUAUUAUUUUAUAUAAUGAUGUUUUAUUACCUUUACAUUAUCAUGUAGUUUGCUGUCGAGUUUUAGGUCAUGUAUUACAAUUGCAAUAUACUCAUUUAUGAAAUAGUUUAGCCAUGUCAAAUACAUUCUGAUAUAUAAAUAGAUGCAUGCAGGAAGCUGAACAUUGUAUUUUUAACACUAGAAAACAGGGGUAUGUUUAACACUAGAAAACAGGGGUUAUCUCCAAAAUCUUUUUUUUUUUACUGAAUGUAUAACUUAUGCUGUUCUUUUUAAUUACCUUUAAAAUAGAACGCCAAACUGCUUCAUGGAAAAAAUAAUUGAAAUUGAAACAAAAUUAAGAAAACACUUUCAUAUCCACUUAGUCUGGAUUACUUCCCCUAUCACUAUAUAUAUAUAUAUAUGUGUACUAUUGUAAUUAGUAUGCAGGGAAACAGACUAAUGUCCACUACUAAUGUCCACUGUGCUUUAAAAACAUUUCCAUUGGAAAUGCUUAUGUUAAUCUGAAUUCAAUAAUUAUAUGCCAGAAUUUAACAUUUUAGAUAAACUCACCUUUCAUAUUAAGAUAAGCUAACAAGGUUACAUUCCAUUAUUCAGUUUUAAGAUUAGCAGCUUACAUUCCAUACUUCCAUUUUAAGAUAAACUUACAUUCCAUACUUCCAUUUUAAGAUAAACUUACAUUCCAUACUUCCAUUUUAAGAUAAACUUACAUUCCAUACUUACAUUUUAAGAUAAACUUACAUUCCAUACUUCCAUUUUAAGAUAAACUUACAUUCCAUAAUUGCGUUUAAGAUAAACUUACAUUCCAUACUUCCAUUGUAAGAUAAACUUACAUUCCAUACUUCCAUUUUAAGAUAAACUUAUAUUCCAUAAUUGCGUUUAAGAUAAACUUACAUUCCAUAAUUGCAUUUAAAAUAAGCUGACAUUCCAUAAUUCAUUUUAAGGUAAGCUUACAUUCUGUGUUGCAUCCGCUAAUUGUUUCAUCUUGUACAUAUUGUCAGGUCCAUCUUGUUCUUUUCAUCCGUCCAUUUUUUUUCAAGCUUCCAGGAGAUACAUUACAAUAUGGAGGGAGUUCAACACCUCUCCAAUUAUCUUGAAGAUUAUAAAAAGUCUUGAUUUUGUUUUUCCUUUUUAAGAAAUGCUUAUUUUCGAUGUCAUAACAUUGUUUUACAUUGAAAAUUCUUAUUAAUUAAAGAAGAAAGAUACUGUCGAGUAAUGGUGAGCUGUUUUGUCUGUUACCAAAUUUUAAAAGCAUAAUUUCAUUUCUUGACCUGCCUAAACAUGCUAUUUUUACUAAAUAUGAAAAGAAACUGAAGAUAAAUAUUUUUGUUUCAUCAUCAUCAUCAUCAUCAUCAUCAUCAUCAUCAUCAUCUCAUCACCACCACCACCACCAACACCAUCAUCAUCAUCAUCAUCAUCAUAGUCAGAAUAAAAGUUAUUUGUCUUGGAAAGAACAAAUGCUCUCGUGCAAUCUUUGUUGUGUGAGAAUGAAUCUGGCAAGUCAUGCAUGUUGUGUAUAGAAUAGCAUCCAUAUGCUUAAUGUAAUGCUAAAGAUAAUAUGAAUACCGGUAUGAUUAUGAUGAACAUUUUUUUUUUACAGCUUGAUGCAUCAAUUUUUUAUAAAAUGGCCAAUUAGGAACUAUUUGAAAACAAGAUCCGAUGAGUGAAGCUUUUCAUUAGUUAUGGUUUAUUGGAUCAUGUUUAUAGUAACCUGUGUAGCUUUUCUUAUGUGUUAUGCUUGUAUUUAUUUGUUAUCCUCUUCAUGUAAUAUUUAGUGAUAAGGUUGUAUUCUUGUUUGUAUGUUUUUACAGUUAUUAACACUUGCUGUUUGAAUGCUGUAACGAUUAGUUUUGGUUUAGGUUUUACGUCUAAUCAAUGUUGAUAGGGCUUUUGUUUAGUCACUUAGGUUGUGUGUCAGUCUAUUAAAGUAGACAAUAACUUGUGUUGAUUUUAUUAUCAGGAUGAAGCUUUUUUCAGUGGGCAUAGCUUAAUGUUCUAUCCAAAAAAACUUACAAAAACAGUGGUACUAGAACCAUAAAGACCACUAUUAAACCAUUUGAGUAUUUCCAAAGUAUAAUUAGCAUUUGGAUACUUCUUGCCUUAAUUUCUCCAAAGUUCUUAAGCGUAACAAGUUUAAAUAGCUUAUUUCAUUUAGCCAAAUUUUUAAUUUAAUCUUGACUUGACUCAAUAGAACUUAACUUACCAUGAUUAUCACCAGUUUCGUUUUAAAGUCCACAAACUCAAGAAUUUAAACAUUACAAAAUUCAUGACAAAACAAAAAUAGUGAGCCCAGCUUAAUCCUGUUAUAAGGGGCGUAUUAUGUUUUGAGAAAUUAAGGCUUAAACAUUGUUCACAAGUCCCAUUGUUUUGGUUUGUGUUCACUUGUGUGUUUUUGUAGCAUACAGCCAUGACUGGUGAUGUUUAAAUGGCACUGUUCGGAAAAUUUCUUAAUAAGAAUCAAAUAUUACCAAGAACUUUCUACAUUAUGAAUUAUUUAAUAUUUUUAACUACAGAAAAGUAAAUGUUUUAUCAAUUCACCUAUCUAAAAAUGUCAUCUUCUUUGUUUGAAUGCUGUUUUAUACUUGAAUAUCUUUUUUAUUUGCAUUAUUGUCAAUUAAUAAACCACCAUAAUGUA